Messenger RNA from Haplochromis burtoni (Burton's mouthbrooder), 10183 nucleotides. It is a transcript of the gene ralgapa1, whose product is annotated as Ral GTPase activating protein catalytic subunit alpha 1. Bases 287 to 8542 code for a protein of 2751 amino acids. Gene Ontology annotation, molecular function: GTPase activator activity. The record is from RefSeq and is a predicted model, not a curated record. Gene Ontology annotation, biological process: positive regulation of GTPase activity; regulation of small GTPase mediated signal transduction. The transcript is spliced from 47 exons. NCBI's taxonomy places the organism in Eukaryota, Metazoa, Chordata, Actinopteri, Cichliformes, Cichlidae. Gene Ontology annotation, cellular component: nucleus; cytoplasm.
CUCCUCCGCCAUGAUGUUUUCUAACUAAGCAGCUAGUGACUGUUGUGGAGAAGGGAGGUGCAAUGGAUGGAUGCGUUGCCCCGCUACGCUGUACAUAUUUGUCUUAGUUUAAAGAGAAUGAGCUUCUCUGAUAAUUUUUUACCCGUAGAAAUACUCCACGCUGUUGCGGAGGGCUGCUAAUGCUCCGGGAGACACGUUUUUCGUUAUAGUUUGAAGAUUAGCUGGCUACACAGGCUAGCUCCUCCUUGCUGUCUACCAUCGCAUUCUUGCGUCUCCUGCCUCAGGAAUGUUUUCCAAAAAACCUCAUGGGGACGUUAAAAAAUCCACACAGAAAGUGCUGGACCCAAAGAAGGACGUGCUGACGAGGCUCAAGCAUCUCAGAAUAGUCAUAGAAAAUGCGGAGCCGGCCGAGCUGAAGCAAUUCUUCGACCUGAACUAUUCUCAUAUCUACUAUGUUUUCUUUGAGAAUUUUGUCACCAUUGAGGUCAGCCUCAAGCAAAAAGGUCAUAAAUCUCAGAGGGAAGAGCUGGACUCGAUCCUCUUCAUCUUUGAGAAAAUACUUCAGCUCCUACCCGAGAGAAUCCAGAGCCGAUGGCAGUUCCACAGCAUUGGGCUGAUUCUGAAGAAGCUGCUGCACACUGGGAACUCUCUGAAGAUCCGCCGUGAAGGUGUGCGCUUGUUCCUGUUAUGGAUGCAGGCCUUACAGAGUAAUGCAGAACGUGAGCAGCUCUGCAUGUUUGCCUGUUUGAUUCCUGGAUUCCCGGCUCCGCUCUGCCACGGGACCCCACGGACCCUGGAUACUCUAAUCAACCCACCACUGAGUUUGACAGAGACUCAGGUGAUUCCAGAAGAGAUCACUCCACUUGUUCCUCCCCAGUCAGGUGAUAAGAACCAGGAAGAUCUCACUGCCUACUUCCUAGAAGCUCUACUGAAAUACAUGGUAAACCAGGCAAAGUCUCUAGAGUGGCGGUGUAAAGAGAACCAUGAACGUGGCUUCAGUUUCCUCUUUGGUCAUUUCAGGAAGUUCUACCUUCCUCACAUCUUUCCCAACUUCUCCAUGGAAACCAGCCUCUACAGCCCCAUGCUGGAUGUGCCUCCUAUGCGUUCUAAGCCGUACUACAGUGUUGUGCGCAGAGAGCAGGACAGCGGCGAAACGCUGUAUUGCACUAAGGAAAGUUUCCUUCAGGCUCGAGUUGUCUUUAUCCGCUGGCUGGUUUCCUUCUGGCUCGAGCCACGACCCAACACACAUACCCACAUCCCAGGAACAGAGGGAGAGAAUGUCCCCAAGAACAUACAGCGAGCAGCAGCUGGAUUUGCAGCUCGCUCCACAGGCAGCUCAGAGGACAGCGGUGGGGGAGGGAUUCGAUCUGACAGCCACCUUGAAGCAAGCGGAAGCUCAAGUGGGCGAGGAGGAGGAAGCAUGGAGCUCUCCGGAGGUGCAGGGACUGAACCUGAACAGAGCCACUCGAACACAUCUACACUGACAGAGAGAGAGCCCAGCUCCUCCUCACUCUGCUCCAUGGAUGAAGAGCAGCUGACAGACAUGGAGGUGGUGAGAAGAGUGCUGACCAGCUCCAGAACCAACGUCAACUUCAUCACAGAGAUCUUUCGACAGGCGUUUCUUCUUCCCAUGUGCGAGGCAGCGGCAAUGCGAAAGGUGGUCCGAGUUUACCAGGAGUGGAUCUCCAUGGAAGACAAACCAGUUUUCAUGAAGGAGCCAGAGGAGGGCCCUUAUCCUAUAGUCACGGCCACAAGUAUGGAUACAGGCUCGCAAUUCGGAGACAAAGAUGAUGAGGGAAUGAAUAAAGUGAUUGACAGUGAAUUGUUGGAAUACAGUGUUCAUGCUGGAGUUCAAACUACACUACAGGUGUUUAUCACCCACUCCUCUAACGUUUUCCUGCUGGAACCAGCCAACGACAUUAAGAUCCUUUUGGAGGAGCAUGUCGAUAUGUGCAAGCGAGUCCUGAACAUCUACCGCAGCCUUGUCAUGCAUGAAACCAUGGACCAGAAGACAUGGGAGCAGAUCUUGCUGAUUUUGCUGAGGGUGACAGAGUCAGUAAUGAAAAGGCCUCCAUCCAUCAUGCCUCAGGGCAAGAAGAACAACACAUUGUCGGGCAGAUUAGCUGGACCCAUCUUUCAGACACUGAUAGUAGCCUGGAUUAAGGGCAACUUAAAUGUCUACAUAAGCAGAGAGCUGUGGGAUGACCUCCUCUCUGUCCUCUCCUCCCUAACCUGCUGGGAGGAGCUGGUCACUGAAUGGUCACUGACCAUGGAGACGCUUACAAAGGUUUUGGCAAGGAACCUGUACAGUGUCGAUCUGAAUGAGCUGCCUCUCGACAAGCUCAGUGAACAAAAACAGAAGAAACAUAAAGGAAAAGGUAUUGGUCCGGAGAGCCAGCGGCAGGUUGUCGAUCGUUCCUUCUCUAAAGGCUGGAGCAGAGACCAACCAGGCCAGGCAGCCGCCAUGAGACAGCGAAGCGCCACCACCGCUGGGUCACCAGGCAUCGAAAAAGCCCGCAGUAUUGUCCGGCAGAAGACUGUAGCCCUGCGUAGCUGUUCUACAGGGGAUUCUCUGCUGUCCUCAGCCUUUAUCCGGAGUGCUAAGAGUGCUCCUGCUCUGGCUCCACCUCUUCCUGUCCUCCUCCACCACCACCACCACCCUUUACUACCCCCCCUUGCCGACCAGCUGGCAGACCUCGAGGAUCCACCAAUCACACUGACAUCCCGCACGUCUCGGAUGCGCCACUCAUCCCAGAGCGACGAGACUCCUCCCAUCUCCUGUUCUGAGGUCUUCCAGGGUGGGGCUUGUGAUCUGGAUACCCCAGCCCCAUCCUCCCUUGCAAGGAGCAGCAGUGCCUCUGACAUCAUGGAGCCUUUCAUCACAGAGCGGGUCAAAGGUGAAGAUCCCCAGAGGGAUCCAAAUUUGAUCCCAAAUCCUUCUCCCCAUCACCACCACUCCACAACUUCUUCCUUACUCGUAACCAACAGCCACGCAGCUCAACCACCCUCACAGUCCCUCACCUUCUCUUCUCCCACCCCUUUUGCCUUCUCCAAUGGUGCUGUUUCCUCGUCCUCAGAGGUAAAAGAUGAUGGUAGUGUGUGCGAUCAAUUCUGGCACCAAAGUGUCUCUCGAAGCCGAGGUUCUAGUUCCGAUUGGGUGAGUGACUGGGACUCAGCCUUCGCCUUUCAACCUGAAAAGGAAGCUGAUGCAGAUGAGGGUGAAACUGGGGAAGAUGAUUUAUUCUCUUCUAUUAGGGACUACCUCAUUAACAAAGAAGCUGAGAGGAAGGGCGAGACAGGCGAGAAAGAUGGUCCCGGUCGAGCGGUAGAAAACAGCGUUGCUUUACCCGCACUCGUGCAAACAGGAUUGGCAAGAACACAGUUAGAAAACAGAGGGCAGCUCGGAGAAGCAAAGCAGGUGGUAAGGGAGGUCAGACAGGUAAGUAAAUCAGUGAGACAUAGCAGUGUGGAUUCUAUUGAGGAGAAUGAGGCAGAGCAGCCGAGUAUCUAUGAAUGCUUGGAGCUGCAGUGUCAGUGGCCAUCACCCAGUGCUAAGGUGGGCUCUAGUUUAGAAAGAACUACUGCUGAAAAGAAGGUUGUGGGAGGAAAUAGUGGAAAGGCAACCGUUUUGGAAGGGAAAUAUGACUUAUGGGGUGAUACAGAAGAGAAACAAGAUGAUAAAGAAAUGGCAGCAAAUGACAAGUCCAGUUUAAUUAGGCAAGAUACUACUGUGGGUGAAGGAAGCAGUGAAUCAGUUCCCCAAACUUCAGAACCCACUAAGACCAAGAUGUCCCGUAGUAGCACUAAGAGGCAUCAUUCUGGGGGUGUCCAUGUCAGUUUCCGGCCCUCAACUGAAUCUGUCCAGUUCCAUAACCCUCUUGAAAAUAAGGAGGCCCACUGGAAAGCCCGGCUACGCCGGCUCAGUCACUUCCACACACACAGCCACUCGGCUGGAGAGAAACCUGGGGUUGGAGCUGGGGCAGGGUCAGGGGGGAAGCUGGGAACAGGGGGUUCAGGUAAGUUUGGCUCUGUGGCUGUUAUCAGCCAUAGAACAGGCGUACACGAGAAAUUAGCAUCUGGGACUAUAACGGAUAGCAGUGGGACAGGGGGCACAGCAGGUCUGGAAACCCGGUCUGGGACUGGAGGGGACAAAGACAAGCAGCAUGCUGGAUCCUGUGUGGGAUCCAGUCAUGGCCCAGAGGUUCACUCUGAGGUGUUGUCAAGCAGUUCAGGUUCCUCAGGAGUGCGCGGACGUUUAGGACGUUCCGCCUUGCGAUCUAGAGCCUCCCGCUCACGCUCCCAAGAGCCAGGGAGCACUGCCUCACGGCACCACCAGGGGGCUCUUCUUGGUGGUGUUUAUAAGACUGUGGUUCACGCUCUGUCGUCCAAGCCUCGGCCCCAAGGUCAGGGGUCAUCCCAAGGCUCGUCGCCGCAGCGGCAGGCCCGGGCCACCAUGGGUGAUGCAUCACUCAGGGAUCUCUACUCCCAUGUCCUGGGCUACUUUGGACGAAAGACGACUACGCCAGCCAAUAAAGAGGAGGUGGUCCAGAAGGCCCGUCCAGUCUCCACUGAUGUUGGAAGCAGCAACCCAAACUUCUCUGACCUCAUGGAUGAGUUUAUCCAGGAGAGACUGAGGGCCAAAGGAACUUCAGGUCGCCGUGGCAGCAGCCCGGGAAGCCUGGAAGUUCCCAGGGAUCUGCCAGAGCUCUUGGAGGCCAGUCAUAGUCGUGAUGGAUCGCGACCCUUAGAUGAUCUUCGGCCUGUCGAUGAUCCGGGGGUUCCCUCUGAGUGGACGUCACCCGCUAGUGCCAGCGGUUCUGAUGUCAUCAGCUCCGACAGCCAGUCAGACUCCUUUAAUGCCUUUCAGUACUCCACCUGCAAAUUUGAUAAUUUUACUUUUAGCUCCGAGGCGUCUGCAGGGGGAGCUGGAUCUGCAGCAGGAGGGGGAGGAGGUCGAGGCAGCUCGCUGGAUCAGGACAGUCUUGGUGGGGGCGUGGCCUGUGAAGAGCAGGAGGUGGCCAGUUUGACGACACUUCACAUCGACUCAGAGACGAGCAGCCUGAGUCACACUGUCACGGUUACAGGUUCGGAGAGUGCAUCACCCAUGCAUUCACUCGGGGGCUCUCGUUCCCAGACUCCUUCUCCUGCCACUUUGACAGCAGAGCACACUGAGCACACGCAUUCCCACUCCCACACCCAUUUACAGCUGGACCAGAAACUCCACAACUCUGUCUUACAGACCCCCGAUGACCUGGAAACGAGUGAGUUCCCCAGUGAGGACUGUAGCGUGAUGGCGGGCGGCUCUCUGACCGGAUGGCACGCAGAUGUUGCCACAGUAAUGUGGCGAAGGAUGCUGGGUAUCCUGGGAGAUGUGAACAGCAUCAAGGACCCAGAAAUCCACGCUCAGGUCUUUGACUACCUGUGUGAACUUUGGCAAAACCUGGCCAAGAUCAGGGAUAAUUUGGGCAUUUCUCUGGAUAACCAGUCGUCUCCUCCACCCCCUGUUCUGAUCCCACCCCUGAGAAUCCUCACCCCUUGGCUCUUUAAGGCCACCAUGCUGACAGAGCGUUACAAGCAGGGGAAACUUCACGCCUACAAGCUGAUUUGUAGGAUCAUGAAGAGACGGCAAGACGUUUCACCAAACACAGACUAUCUGACACACUUCUAUAACAUCAUGCAUCAAGGACUUCUCCACCAAGACCAGGACAUUGUGAACACCAUCAUCAAGCACUGUAGUCCCAGGUUCUUUAGUAUCGGUCUACCUGGAGCCACCAUGCUGAUCCUGGAUUUCAUCAUCGCAGCUUCUAGAGUCACUGCCUGCUCAUCACUCAAUGCUCCAAGAGUUGAAGCACAGAUUCUUCUCGGAUCUCUGGUGUGCUUUCCCAACUUUUACGGGGAGCUUCCUGCUCUCCACCCCACCACAGCUGACGUGGUACUUACCAAGUUCCCUGAUGUCAAGGAGCAUAUCGUCAAAACCAUCCUGACCUCUGCCAGGGAUGAACCCUCUGCUCCUGCUAGGUGUGUGGCUUUGUGCAGUCUGGGGAUAUGGCUGUGUGAGGAGCUGGCCCACGGGACUCAACAUCCACAGAUUAAAGAUGCUCUCAAUGUGAUCUGUGUUACCUUGAAGUACCCCAAUAAGAGUGUAGCGCUGGUGGCGUCAGACAUCUUGCACCUUCUGAUCAGUUACGUUGAUCAUCUGCAGAAAUUCCCACCCGACACUCCAAAGAAGAUCGUAGAGAUUUUGAUUGCCACCAUCACAUACUUGCUGCCUACUACUGAGUCUUCACCUCAUGAACUGGAUAAAAGGCUGGUAGUUUCCCUCCUGUUGUGUCUGUUGGAUUGGGUGAUGGCACUGCCUCCAAAGACUCUUCUUCAGCCUGUGCAAACACGAAGCCCCCCAGAGAGGGACCAGCCUACCAAAACGCUCCUCAGCUGUAUUUAUAAGGUAUUACAUGGCUGUGUGUAUGGGGCACAGUCUUUCAGCAAUCCCAAGUAUUUCCCGCUGCAACUGUCGGACCUGUUGAGUCCAGACUACGACCCGUUCUUGCCUUUAGAGAACCUCCGAGAACCAGAACCGCUACACAGUCCGGACUCUGAGCGAUCCAGCAAACUGCAGCCAGUCACCGAAGUUCGUAGCCGUAUUCAGCAUGGCCUCGUCUCCAUUGCAGCCAGAACAGUUAUUACCCACCUGGUAAACCAUCUGGGACAUUAUCCCAUGUCCGGAGGCCCCGCUACUCUGUCCAGUCAGGUGUGUGAAAACCAGGACAAUCCGUUCUGUGAGAGUGCAGAUCUUGGGCCAGAACUUUUCCAUUCACCCAACCUGCAGUUCCUGGUUCUGAAUGGAUCCACGCUGCUGUCUGUGCUUCAGAUCCGAUCAGAGUCCGGUGUGCCAGGAGGCGGAAUGACGGCUGGUUUGUCCUCUGCUCCCGCUUGUGUUCGCGUCAUCAUCCGAGAUGUAGCUGGAAAACACUCGUGGGACUCCGCCGUCCUCUAUGGGCCUCCGCCAUGUUCUCCUAACAGUCCAGCGCACACACUUUUAACACACACGCAGUCACCUCACACUACAAAUCUUCAUUUACGCACCCCACCAGGAGGUCUGCUGAAAAAGAUGGGAGCGAAAAGAGAAGAUGGCGAAGAGGACGGGCAAGAGGAGAGGGGGGCAGAGGAGGGAGUGAGGAUGGAUGGUGACAGGCAGGAGUCUCAGGGAGAGGGAGAGGAGGAAGCAGAGGAGAGGAAAGCAAGUGAGGGGGAGAAAGAAGAUCAGAGAGAAGGUGGAGGUGGAUUUGAAAGGGAAGAAGAGGAGGAGGAGGAGAGAGAUGAACAUCGAAUGGAUAGUGAGGCAGAUCCAGCAAAGUUGAGUUUAGAGCAGCAUCUGGCUCCGCCAUUGGCUAAACGCGUGUGUCGGGAGGCGGUGCCAGCGUGGGACUCACUGAGAGAAGGAGAUGAUGCACUGGAUGAAAUGCUGCAGUAUCUGGGAUACUCGAGUCCUGAGUGUUUGCAGAGAGCAGGUAUGCCGCUCAACAUCCCAGCACCUCCUCCAGUGUGUGUUUCAGAGAAGCAGGAGAACGAUGUGAUCAAUGCCAUCCUGAAGCAAAGUGCUGCUGAGAGAGACUUCGUCCUUCAUAGAGGUGAGGAGCUGAACAUGAGAGCCGUGCAUCAGACUGAACCAGAGACUCAGGCGCCACAGUCGGCCUUCUAUUACUGCAGACUACUGAUCAACAUACUGGGGCUCAACUCCUGGGAGAAGAGGAGUAGUUUUCACUUGCUGAGGAAGAAUGAGAAAUUACUGAGAGAGCUGAAGAACCUGGAUUCACGGCAGUGCCGUGAAACCCAUAAAAUUGCAGUAUUUUACGUGGCUGAAGGCCAAGAGGACAAACACUCCAUACUGACUAACACAGCUGGCAGCCAGGCAUAUGAGGACUUUGUUUCUGGACUGGGGUGGGAGGUGGACCUGCCCACUCACUGUGGUUUCAUGGGAGGCCUUCAGAGAAAUCGCAGCACAGGCCAGACCACUCCUUACUACGCCACUUCCACUACUGAGGUCAUCUACCACGUCUCCACUCGCAUGCCCCACGACCAGGACCUUAACCUCACCAAGAAGCUCAGACAUCUUGGCAACGACGAAGUCCACAUCGUCUGGUCAGAACAUUCCAGGGACUACCGCCGCGGGAUCAUCCCCACUGAGUUCGGAGAUGUGCUAAUCAUCAUCUACCCCAUGAAGAACCACAUGUAUUCCAUCCACAUACUCAAAAAACCAGAGGUUCCUUUCUUUGGUCCGCUGUUUGAUGGAGCCAUUGUGGACAUGAAGAUUUUGCCCACCAUGGUGAGAGCGACAGCUAUCAACGCGAGCCGGGCCCUUAAAUCCCUCAUCCCUCUCUACCAGAACUUCUAUGAGGAGCGCGCCCGAUACUUAGAAAAUAUCGUGCAGAACCACCAGGAGCCAACCACGUUUGAGGAUUACGCAGCCCGAGUCUACAGUCCUGCUCCUUGCACUCACCUGCCCUCUGACACAGAUCGUAUUGUCUCACUUGCCUAUAGCUAAAAAGGCUCCUGCCUAGAGAUUCUUCGGGGAGAAAGUCCGGCUCUUGGGGAGGCCGGGAGCGACACGGCGUCCCCCAUGUCUCCUCGGACUAGCAAGAGCCGCAUGUCCAUGAAGCUGCGACGCUCCUCCGGAUCAGCCAAUAAGACCUGAAAUCCCCAAACUGCAGGACUCAGCCAGAACUCACACUUGAUAUCACAUUAGGAAACAAAAAGCUUUCAUAUCAGCCAAUCGGAGGUAUCAGGAUCCUCAAAAAUAAGCCAUUUUAAAUUGGUCCGUUUACAAAGCACACAAAAUUAGGUAUGUAAGCAAAUUAAUAUAAACUCUUGAGUAGGCGCUGAUUCAUCCCAGCAUGUUGCAUUUCUGGUUGGACCCUGGGCUUUAAUGGGCACACGUGUUCUCUUGUACUAAAUAUAUAUAAAAGUAUUCUAUGGGCAAUACUGUAAGUUUUAUUUUGAAAAAUACUCACAGAUGCUGCUCUGUAUAUCUACAGCUUUGCUUGGGGGGGUGAAAAAACAAAAAAACAAAAAACCACACACACACACACACACACAGAGACAAGUCAAACCAGUGUUGCAGCAUGUUGAGUAGUAAAAUUAGCAGUGCAGUAUUAGUUCAUAACAGCCUGUGCCAUGUUAGAAAGUGCACACAAUGCCAGUCGGUGUGAGCAGGACUGCAAAGAAGAAGAAAAGUGUCCUUUAAGGAAUCUGUAUAUUUGUACUAUAGGGUGUGUGUGUGUGUGUGUGUGUGCGCGCGUGCGUGCGUGUUGGGGGGAGCAGAGGCGGGAGUGGAGGCUGUAAAGAAAGCGAUAAGUCUAUUUUCUUUUUCUUUCUUUUUUUGUGCGCAGCACAGACCUGAAAUGAUAAAGAAAGUUAGUUUCUCAAGCCAAAAAAAAAAACCGUUCUCCGUGUUUGAAUCCAGAAUAAAAGUCUGAACUUCCUCUGAUGAUCAUUAACAGGACCGACCGAUGGAAGAGGAGGCACUUGCAUAUAUCAUUUUGUUUUCUUCUGAUGCUGUAAAACGAGCACUGAUAUUAAUAUUAACAUGUUGGGGUUUUUUCUUUUAAUUGACUGUAAACUGAGUUUUGACCCGAACAGGAAUGUUACUGUAUUUUUAGUCAGUCCUUGAUCUGAGGCAAAGAACCACAGCUUUUUCUUUCUUUGUUCCUUCGAGUAUAUGUUGUAUAUCUAUAUGAGUAUAAAUAUAUAUAUACAUACAUAGUAGAUAUAUGAAUAUCUAUAAGAAUGUGUACAGUGUAAGGAAGCUUGUUGUGCUUGUGUAAAUACGGUUAUAGCUGCCAAAGCCAAACUGUGGUUGAAAUCCAAACCACAGACUUGCUAGAAAACAAAACAAAAAGUAGGUUAGCGCUACAAGAUUUCAAGCUUUCAUAACCAGCUUGUUCUUCAUCGUCCAGGAAUUUAAAUUCAUUCUACGUUGUUCUUCCCGUGAUGGAGCUUGUAAAUCUGUAUGGAGGGAAUCAUCAUUCUCAUGAAUUACUGUAAAAGGCUGGUGGGUGGGGGGAAAGGGGACUGGUAUUUAAAACACACUUGAGCGUGUUGGGAUCUGGGUCCACAAAAGUCCACUAAGAGUUGGUUUAGUGCUUCAUUUUCAGUGUUUUGUAGGCAGAUUUCAGGGUUGGGGGGG